CUCGAGGCUCCGGGCUCCGCAGCUUCUCGAUCCAUCUUGCGGAAAGCAAGUCGCAAUCUGGGGAAAAGGCCAGUUCCUUUCCCUUCACCAUGCGCCCUUCAUGACACUAUGCCUAUUUGUAUCGAGUGCUCAUAUCCCGUAUCGCAUCUCUACACUUCCUAUAGCAAAGCGGACGACCACUCUCUCGGUAAAGGAGUGCGUUUGACACAAUGUCCGCGUUGCGAGAAGUUCGCCGACAAGUAUGUUGAGCAUGACUUUGUCGUGCUCUUCAUUGAUCUUGUUUUGAUCAAACCCCAAGUAUACCGACAUCUUCUGUUCAACCGCUUAGGUCGAGAUGACAACAAGUUCGAUAGAUCAAUCAUUCGACUUGGAAUCCUUCUUCUUCUGUUUGACGUCUAUUUGACGUGGGCGCGAAUCGAAAAGAACUCGUCGCUUGCGUCGACCCGCCUUUCUAACGCUCCGAUUGUCGUACAAUACCUCUUUUUCCUUACGUUGAAUGCGCUUGCGACACUUGUGCAUCAUUUAACAGUCCGUGGUCUGGUGUCUAUAAUAGCUCGGAGACAGUGUCCUCUCCCUACUAGCGCUGGGGUGGGCGAAGCCAGCCCUGCAACUCUUGCACCGAUCAACCAACCGAUGAGUCCAUCCAGGCAGGCUGUCCGUGGACCUUCCGGUUCAGAAGCAGGUUCAGCAAGUAGCGCGGUAGCUACUAGACCGCCGCCUCCGGUUGCUAGUAAUAGCGGAAUCAUCCCCCCUCUUCGUCGUUCAUCUACUGCUCCGACGCAGACGGUUCAACCUCUUCCGCCUCCGUCGCCAGCAAGCCCAAGUGCUAUCAGUACUGCGCUGCUUGUGAGCAGCUGUGCGAAAUUAUUUCCAAUCCUGCUGGUGAUUUGGGGUCCAGAGGGUUCCACUGAGGUUCCCGAGACCGGCAGCGAAGAGACCAACAGUGCCGCCGCCACACUCCUGCAGAGGGGCAUCGAAGCCCUUUCCUCUUCGACUUCGACUGCACUAUUCUCCAGCGCGAACUCGGAGUUCCUGUCAGCAGCGACAGCAACAUCCGCCUCGCAUGCCCCUACCUCGAUCCCUACCGCCGCAUCUUUACUUCCUUCCUUUUCUCUAUCACUCUCGACUGCCACCAGUUCAGCCGCACCGGCAUUCUCUGACCGGAUAGUUUCGGUCUUUAACUCUCUUCUUUCCCUUAUUUCACUCAGCGCAGCAGAUACAUACCUUGUCUUGUUGAACAACAUCGAGGCGCUGUUUAUCCUCUUAGACUGCGGUUAUCCACGAGCGGUGGCACUGGCAGUUGUUGGUCAAGCAGCACGUUGGACAGUAGAAAAGGCACUGUUGACUGCGGUGGGGGUUGGGUAGAUAGUUUCUCGUAUGGAUAGUUGUGUAUCUUAUCUGAUAUCUUUUUUUCUCCUCCCCCAUCAAAGUUUCAUGUAUACAUAGAUUACGAACGAAAAAUGAUACAAGGCCGUUUAGUCACCAAAUAAUAUAGGAAAAUACCAAAGGACAAACAAU
Paecilomyces variotii is the source of this 1518-nucleotide messenger RNA. Its product is annotated as protein arv1. The record is from RefSeq and is a predicted model, not a curated record. NCBI's taxonomy places the organism in Eukaryota, Fungi, Ascomycota, Eurotiomycetes, Eurotiales, Thermoascaceae. The coding region runs from base 109 to 1365 and encodes 418 amino acids. Gene Ontology annotation, cellular component: Golgi apparatus; cortical endoplasmic reticulum. The transcript has 3 exons. Gene Ontology annotation, biological process: intracellular sterol transport; regulation of plasma membrane sterol distribution; sphingolipid metabolic process.